ACUUCGACGGAUUUCGAAUACUUAUACCGAUUUGUGUGCAUAUAUCCUUGUCGAUCUGUUAAGUUAACGUGUCGUGCGGGUGAUCGGUUUGGAGCGAUGUAAGCAAACGAGCGGAAAAAUAGUUAAUAAAGUACGAGUGCUUGUUAUAUGUGCGACGGAAAGUAUACGUUAUUUAUUGUUGACUGUGACGUUUAAUGGUAAUUAACGGUUAUUUCAAUCUUUGCCUAAUGACCGAAGAAAAUGCACAAAAUGAACAUGCACGUAAGAUAUUUUUGUCGUCGCCCUAAAAUGCAAAAGGAUCGCACAAUAUCAUAAUGUGCUAGUACAACAUUAAAUUGACAAAGUGUGCCAUGGAUAUGUCCGCAAAUAGAACAAUGUUAAGGCAGGUUUCUAGUACCGAUUCGUUAAUAAAACCGGUACCAAAACCCUUUUCAAUAGAAGCUUUAAUUAGUGAUACGGUACCACGAAGACCACCCCCACUACCCUGGGCUACAACGCAAACUUACAUCCAUCCCCAUGUUCAAAUUACAAGAGAUACGGAUUCAGAAGGAAGCCUCGAGUUGGAUCUGAGUCACGGACAGAAAGACAAUUCCGACAUCGAGGAAGAACUUGAUGACAGCCACCCCACGGACGCGACGAGCGAAGGAGGUGCCGGCUCAACGAAAACCCGCCGCCGACGGACAGCGUUUACGAGCGAACAACUUCUAGAGCUCGAAAGAGAAUUCCACGCGAAAAAGUACCUAUCCUUAACAGAGCGUAGCCAAAUCGCCUCGGCGUUACGUUUGAGCGAGGUGCAGGUGAAAAUAUGGUUUCAAAAUCGACGGGCGAAAUGGAAAAGGGUGAAGGCCGGCCUCGCAGCCGGUCCGCAUCAGUCGAAAACGGGUCAACCGAACAAGAGUAAAUUAGUGGUUCCGAUACCGGUGCAUGUAAAUAGAUUCGCGGUUAGGAGCCAACAUCAGCAGUUGGAAAGGGCUCUUGGUGAUUUGGCCGGACGGGUGUUCGCCAGUCAGGCCGUUCUUCGUGCGGGUUUGGAUGUUGCCUCGUACCAAUCGCAUGCGCCGCAUUGACGCGGGUCUGUGUGUUCACAAUUUUGACUGAUUUCGACGGAGAUGUCAGCAAACGAAGCAAUAAAGUAUAAGAACCUCAAAGUGGCUGUAUGAAGUGAUAAGAGUUACUUCCGUAUAAAUGACGUGGUUGUAGACUAUACGAACAUAGUUCACGUGUAACAUAUUUUAUUUUUGAAUGUUGUGCAAUUUUAUUACCUAUUACCUAUAAGAGACAGGAUUAACGAACAGUACGUAGCUGUUAAACGUCGUAUUUCAAUAAAUAGCAAUAAAUCCUC
Messenger RNA from Photinus pyralis (common eastern firefly), 1342 nucleotides. Its product is annotated as homeobox protein GBX-2-like. The transcript is spliced from 3 exons. The record is from RefSeq and is a predicted model, not a curated record. The coding region runs from base 351 to 1067 and encodes 238 amino acids. Gene Ontology annotation, cellular component: nucleus. Lineage: Eukaryota; Metazoa; Arthropoda; Insecta; Coleoptera; Lampyridae. Gene Ontology annotation, biological process: regulation of transcription by RNA polymerase II; regulation of nervous system development. Gene Ontology annotation, molecular function: DNA-binding transcription factor activity, RNA polymerase II-specific; RNA polymerase II transcription regulatory region sequence-specific DNA binding.